UGACAGGGCACUGCAGACACUGCUAAACCUCUGUGCUGAAGCACUGCACACAUCUCCAGUUUACCAUGUCUAGGAAGGUUGUGAGGAGCAGUAAGUUCCGUCACGUCUUUGGCCAGGCAGUGAAAGCUGACCAGUGCUACGAUGACAUCCGCAUCUCCCAGAUGACGUGGGACAGCAACUUCUGCUCCGUUAACCCCAAGUUUGUGGCCAUGAUCGUGGACGCCAGCGGUGGAGGAGCUUUCAUAGUGUUGCCGCUGAGCAAGACAGGACGCAUUGACAUGUCCUACCCGACUGUAUGUGGCCACACAGGACCCGUGCUGGACAUUGAGUUUUGUCCUCACAAUGAUAACAUCAUUGCCAGUGGUUCUGAGGACUGUAGCGUCAUGAUCUGGGAAAUCCCAGACGGUGGCCUAAUUACAUCCUUGACAGAGCCGGUUGUCAAACUGGACGGCCACUCCAAACGUGUGGGCAUUCUGAGCUGGCACCCCACCGCCCACAACGUGCUGAUGAGUGCAGGCUGUGAUAAUGUGGUGAUUCUGUGGAAUGUGGUCAAGGGCGAGGCGGUGGUACGGAUCGACAGCGUGCACACUGACCUUAUCUACAGCGCCUGCUGGAACAGGGACGGCUCCAGGAUCCUGACUUCCUGCAAGGACAAGACCCUGCGUGUGCUGGACCCACGCAAGGGCACCGUCAUCAUUGAGAAGGAGAAGCCACACGAGGGGUCCCGGCCUGUGAGGGCUGUGUUUGUGUCUGAUGGGAAGAUCCUCAGCACGGGCUUCAGUCGCAUGAGUGAGAGGCAGGUGGCGCUGUGGGAUUCAAACAACUUUGGAGAGCCCCUCACCCUGCAGGAGCUGGACACCAGCAGCGGUGUUCUGCUGCCGUUUUUUGAUCCAGAUACCGGCAUCGUCUACCUCUGUGGCAAGGGGGACAGCAGUAUCCGUUACUUUGAGGUGACAGACGAGGCUCCCUAUGUGCACUACCUGUCAAUGUACAGCAGCAAGGACAGCCAGAAAGGCAUGGGAUACAUGCCCAAGAGGGGCUUGGAGGUCAACAAAUGUGAAAUUGCGAGGUUCUACAAGCUCCUCGAGAGAAAAUGUGAGCCUGUUGUCAUGACAGUGCCCCGCAAGUCUGAUCUGUUCCAGGAUGACCUGUACCCAGAUACCAUUGGUCCAGAGCCAUCGGUGGAAGCUGAUGAGUGGUUCAGUGGUAAAGAUGGCCAGCCUAUUUUGAUCUCAUUGAAAGAUGGGUUUGUGGCAACAACUAAGGCCAAGGAGUUCAAGGUUCACAAAAGUCUCCUGAAGACCACAGGCGUUGCUGUGGGAAAUCAGCUGGAGAGCAGUGGGGAGCUCCAGUCCUUGAGGAGUGAGGUGAAGCAGCUGAAGGAGGCUGUGGAGCAGCUGACCCAGCGUGUGAGCGAGCUGGAGAGUCACCAUUAGACUAAUUGUCUCUGGCCAGAGACGGUUUCAUACUAGCUUAGGUUUCUUCAGUUAAGGUGACACAAACUGUGGGUUGGAGCCGAGGAAGAGAGCUGUAACUCCAGGUUUUACAUUGUGAAAGAAACAAAGGGAGAGAUGAAGACAAGACAUUUUUAUGAAACUUUAUGUGCCAGAUAUUACUUUUUACUAGAAGAUUGAAAUUGUUUAUUUGGUAGGUGUAAUCGUUUGAAAAAAUACAGACCAACUUGUUUUAAUAUAUGCUUUUAUAAAGUCUGGAAUAAAUUCACCAUUAUUUUCAAGAUACAUGUAUUUGUGAGACUUUUUUUUUUUGGUUUGGCAUUCAAAGAAAACUCAUAAGGUACACAAUCACAAACAGUUUUUUAGCUAAGUUUUACAAUUUAUCAAAAUACACCGUAUAAACUAAACUACGACCAAUAUCAGCUGAAAUGAUGUGCUCUGAAAUGAGAUGUUGACCUAUGAGGACAUUUUAUAAUACAUAAAUGGGAUUUUUCUUGACGAAGGAGAUUCUCCACAGUCCUGUGAGUCCUGAGUCCAACUGUGAUGCUUCUACUGAAAGAUGGAGGAGAUGGAGAUGACGCGUGAUACAAACUGAGUCUUUGAUAAAAACCAGUGGAUUUCUCAAGAUCUCAUUUGACUCCUGCACCUUGAACUGUUAUAGACCACACUAUCAUUUCUUACCUAUACACAGUAAAUUAACCUUGAGCUGAAUAGUAUGAAAUCCCAAAUGAGCCCGUCCCACCUCUCAUUCACUCACAUGUGCUUUCAUAGAGCAGUAAAGCUACCAACACCUUCAGCAGUGGAAACUGAGAACUUAUUACAAUACCCAUAUGAUUUACACAACCUGAGCCUGUUAUUGUCUGUAUUUAGUAUUUACAGUGACCUUCUCUCCCGUCUUUCAUGCAUGUCUGUGAAUUUUCUCAUUCAUCCAGGUCAUGGUUAUCCAAAGGAGUUGACUCAAGUGCAACUGGACUUGGUAUACUCUUUCAUGCACUUUCACUUCCCCUA
Molecule: messenger RNA, 2462 nt
Organism: Lampris incognitus (smalleye Pacific opah)
Lineage: Eukaryota; Metazoa; Chordata; Actinopteri; Lampriformes; Lampridae
Gene: coro1a
Product: coronin, actin binding protein, 1A
Exons: 11
Coding region: 66-1436 (456 amino acids)
Biological process (GO): cell migration; actin filament organization
Molecular function (GO): actin filament binding
Source: RefSeq, a predicted model, not a curated record